AUGCCCCGCAAGUGGGACAUCAAUGGCGACGAGGAGCGUCUGCCGGAGGGGGUGAGGCGGACGGGCUACGACGCCGAUACACAAACAUACACCUACGAGGCCGACGACGGCUCGGUGUACGAUGGUGCGCCGGGUCAGCUCUACGGCCGACUCACCAAAACUGCUGAGUCCGUGCGGAGUCGGAGGACGACGACGACGACAACAUCAUCAUCGUCGUCGCCUUCUCAAUGCACAACCUCAACCUCCCCGGAAAGAGGAACACCACCAUCAUCACCACCUCGGUCCAGGUCAGGUUCACCCCAGACCUUCAGCACCAUCCUCAACAACAACAAAAAUAACACCCCAAGCUCCCAUCCCCGGCGUGCUGCCUCCUCCUCCUCAUCAGCAGCAGCAGCACGGCCAUACACGCCCAAAUCCAUCCCAUACCACACCACCACCGCGGCCGCCAGCCCUACCACCACGAUGGGUUCGUCCUCCUCCCUGCGGACACACCCAACCGCGAAGGGCGCGGCCAAGGUGCUGGCCUCGGACCUCAAAGAGUAUACCCGAGAGGCGGCGAUCUCGGUGAUGCUGCGCAUGAGCAAGAGCAUCAGGAAGCGGACGAGGGCGAAGAGGGCGGCGAAUGAGCGGGGGUGGGUUGUGGAGGAGAAGGAGGGGGAGGAGGAGCGGUGA
Chaetomium strumarium is the source of this 672-nucleotide messenger RNA. RefSeq lists its product as uncharacterized. The record is from RefSeq and is a predicted model, not a curated record. Bases 1 to 672 code for a protein of 223 amino acids. The transcript has a single exon. NCBI's taxonomy places the organism in Eukaryota, Fungi, Ascomycota, Sordariomycetes, Sordariales, Chaetomiaceae.